AUGAAUUCUCAUGUUCAACCUAAAAAAGAGGUUUGUGCUAGUACUUGUCAUAAUGAUCAAUUAUUUCCUUCUUUUCUUGAAACAUUUUCCGAAGAGGCUAAUGCAUUACAUUCAUAUGGUAAACCAAAUGAUAGCCCAUUUUCUAACACAUACAAUCCUAAUUGGAGAAACCAUCCCAAUUUUUCAUGGAGACAAAACCAACCACAAAUGAACCAAGGAAACCAAUUCAACAUGCCAAAUCCGAAUCAUGCCCAACCAAGUCAACCUUACCCUCUACAAAGAAAGCCUUCCUUAGAAGACACUUUACAACAAUUCAUGCAAUCCACCCAACAAAUCAUGCAAAAUCAAUCUCAAUCCAUUGCCAAACUUGAGACACAAUUGGGUCAACUUGCCAAUGCCGUAACUGAGAGAGAAAAAGGGAGAUUUCCUAGCCAACCCAUCCCAAAUCCUAAAGGCCAAUAUGAAGUAGGAGUUCCUAGUCAUAAAGAAGAAGCCAAUGACAUCUUAGAAGUGUUUAAACAUGUAAUUAUCAACAUCCCAUUCUUAGAUGCCAUUAAACAAAUUCCUGCCUACUCCAAAUUCCUGAAAGACCUUUGCACUGUUAAAAGAAACACUGAUGUUCCAAAAAAGACAUUUUUAACUGAACAAGUUAGCUCAAUAAUUCAAUAUAAAAGCCUUGUGAAAUAUAAAGAUCCUGGUUGUCUAACAAUUUCAUGCAUCAUUGGUGAUCAUUUUAUUAACAAAGCUUUACUUGAUUUAGGAGCUAGUGUGAAUUUAUUGCCUUACUCUGUUUAUAAGCAACUUGGUCUAGGAGAAUUAAAACCAGCUUCUAUAACACUUCAAUUAGCUGAUCGUUCUGUGAAAAUUCCUAGAGGUAUUAUAGAAGAUGUUUUAAUUAAAGUGGAUAAGUUCUAUUUUCCUGUUGAUUUCAUUGUUCUUGAUACUCAACCUGUUGAAAAUGCUCAUGCUCAAAUACCCAUCAUUUUAGGUAGACCAUUUUUAGCUACAUCUAAUGCAAUUAUCAACUGUCGUAAUGGUGUAUUGAAAUUAUCUUUUGGAAACAUGACUGUUGAAUUGAAUGUUUUUAAUGUUGCUAAAUCUGUUGAGUGUGAGGAAAUACAUGAAGGGAACAUGAUUAACACGGAAAAUAUGUUUGAAAUGGACAUGAAUGAAUCUUUUGAAACUUAUGCAAAAAUGUUUGGAAUGUGCUUAAAUGUUGAUGAUUUUAUUCAUGAUGAUAAUUAUUUGCUUGAGUCUACCCCACUAAUGGAUACUGAAAAGUGGAAAGCCAAAAUUGAACCAUGUAUUUCAUUAGAGCAUGUUGAGUCAACUCCUGAACCACCAAAAUGA
Molecule: messenger RNA, 1350 nt
Organism: Cannabis sativa
Lineage: Eukaryota; Viridiplantae; Streptophyta; Magnoliopsida; Rosales; Cannabaceae
Exons: 3
Coding region: 1-1350 (449 amino acids)
Source: RefSeq, a predicted model, not a curated record